This is a messenger RNA of Canis lupus familiaris (dog), 1960 nucleotides long. RefSeq names its product mucin 20, cell surface associated (gene MUC20). The record is from RefSeq and is a predicted model, not a curated record. NCBI's taxonomy places the organism in Eukaryota, Metazoa, Chordata, Mammalia, Carnivora, Canidae. Gene Ontology annotation, biological process: hepatocyte growth factor receptor signaling pathway. Bases 75 to 1670 code for a protein of 531 amino acids. The transcript is spliced from 4 exons.
UCUGGAAGCCCGGCCGGAGCCGAGCCGCGCAGGAAGCAGGAAACCGGGCAGCGCGGGCGGCGCCGGCUCCGAGGAUGCGCUUCCCCUGCGGCCUGGCGCUGCACCUGCUGCACCUGCUGCUCCCGCGCGGGCCGCCGGGGGCCCCCGGGGGCGCUGCAGGCCCCAGCACCAGCAGACCAGGUCCUGUGGUGACAGCAAACCACGUAGAAGAGCCUGCCAUGACUCCAGGGGUCAGGACAAAUUCAGAAGGAGCCUUCCAGACCGCUGACCUUCUUGAGACCUCUGUGCCAAGCCACAUGCCUUUGGAAACUCAAACCCUGAGCCCCCAGACGUUUGAUUGGACCUUAAUCCUGGCCAACAGCAAUUCAGAAGCAGAGACCAGGGACACCAAAACCACUUUUCCUGCAAUGGAAGGCAGGGCCUUCACCAAAAUGACACCUUCCAAGUUCACGGUGGUGAUCACCACUCCUAUGGAGGCAUCGGCCACCAGUGGCAACCCCGUGGGAACUGGGAUGACCACAGUUGAGACUGUUACAGGCAGUGAUCUUGCAAAAUCUGUCUUCGAUGCCCUUUGUACUGAUGACAGUUCGGAAGAGGCAAAGAGGAUCACAAUUGACGUCUUGACAUUGGCUCACACUUCUGUGGAAGCUGAAGGCCUGGCCUUAAAGAGCAGCGCCUUCUCCGACAGCUCAGUUCUGGCCAUCACCGCCCCACGGGCCCUCGCACCUGACAAGAGCACUCCGGCUAAGGGUUUGUUUGCCUACAGCAUCACUGACAUUGAGGUUGCCAACUGCAGCAUUCUAGAAAUAGAAACAACUGCCACCACCCUUGGGACCUUGGACAUGGAUCUCAACCCCACAGGGGGAGAGGUCCUAUCUCCCCCUGUGGUGUCAGCUUUGCUCAAUUCCACUGAAGCAGAAUCACACGUCACCGAGACCACACCAUCCGCGGAGACCUUGUCAGCAGCCAGUGCCACAGAGGCAGCCACACCUGAUACCACAGUUGAGACCCCACUAACUGCCAAUAGCCCUACAGAAGGAGAAGCAACAGCAGCUACGACCACCACCCCCAGCACAACUUUGGUCUCAGUCAGCGUGAACCCCUUGGAAGAAGCUUCAGUCCUCUCUAUUGAGACGACAAGCCACACCAAGGUCUUGGGAGCAGUGACAGUCUCCACAGAGGCUGGGUUAACAGUGGGGAAAGCGACUUCACCUGCUGGGCUCUCAACUAUGGCCCACAGCUACAGCCACAUCGCCACUAGCAAGAGCACCAUCCCCUCACAGCCUUCUACCGCGGAUGGCACAACCAAUGAGUCUGUCCCCAUCACCAGGAGCCCCGCUCCUUCUGUCCAGCUGACCAGGGCCAACAGCAGCCAAGAGGCAAACAUCACCUUAUUUAGGACCACAGCCUUAGCAAAGACCUUGAAGACAGCCAGCGUGGCUGGAGGGAAGACCCCAACAGCUAUGCCCACCGCGGUUCAGACAAGGUGGACCACAGAAGCCACUGCGGAUGGGGAUGGAGGCUUUUUCCUCCUGCGGCUGAGUGUGGCCUCCCCAGAAGACCUCACUGACCCCAGAGUGGCAGAGAGGCUGGUGCAGCAGCUCUGCCGUGAACUGCAUGCCCACCUGCCUCCUGCCCGGGUCUCUCUGCUGCAUGUCACGAGGGGCUGAGGCACAUCAGCCGCAGCCAGGGGUGGCUGUGGGCCCAAAGGGGCAGCACUGCCGGCGGCCUGGGACCCCCCCCUUCCCGACUGGAGCUACGCUACAGGCUGCAUGUACCUGGAAGCUUCCCCGAAGGUCAGCUGCCUAAGGCCUUGCCCCAGACACUGCAGCGGGACCCUGGCCCACAUAUGCCAGGUGUGUGUGUCGGGUGGGGGGGCUUCCCUUGUUCCAAAGAUGCCCUUGGACUCCCUCUGGCACAUGUGUCAUGUUGCAGUAAAGAGUGAUCUGAUCACCUGUCA